Nicotiana tabacum (common tobacco) is the source of this 1030-nucleotide messenger RNA. NCBI's taxonomy places the organism in Eukaryota, Viridiplantae, Streptophyta, Magnoliopsida, Solanales, Solanaceae. The record is from RefSeq and is a predicted model, not a curated record.
AACAUCCCACCUUGUACACUCCCAUUUUCGCUCCCGCUCUUGUGCCCCAAAUACCCUUUUCAGUCAUUUGUAUCUUAGCAUCAACAGCAGUUGCUGUCUCUCUUUUAUUCCUCCAAUAUACUGAACAACUUUUGAGUUGUAAAAUUGAAGGGUUUAUUCAUUGUUAAAGAUUUGAUUUUUCUUUCUUUUAAAGAAAAUGAGACAAAGGGUUGGAUUUGCAUUGAUUCGAGAAAGCUUGUACCGUAAGCUAAAACCAAGCUCUGUUCCCAGACAUUAUUGCACUUCUUCUUCAGCUAAUGUUACUCCUACUCCUCCACCUAAGAUUCCUCAUUCUUCUAAAAAGGGAAGGUUGUUUACAGGAGCCACUAUUGGUCUACUAAUAGCUGGGGGAGCUUAUGCAAGUACGGUUGAUGAGGCCACCUUCUGUGGCUGGCUAUUCUCAGCAACAAAACUUGUAAAUCCGUUCUUUGCAUUUCUGGAUCCAGAGGUUGCUCACAAGCUGGCGGUCUCUGCUGCAGCCCGAGGAUGGGUUCCAAGGGAGAAGAGGCCAGAUCCUCCUAUAUUGGGCCUUGAUGUGUGGGGAAGAAGGUUCUCAAAUCCUGUUGGUCUUGCUGCUGGUUUUGACAAGAAUGCUGAGGCUGUUGAAGGAUUGCUUGGAUUAGGUUUUGGCUUUGUUGAGGUUGGCUCAGUAACUCCCAUUCCACAGGAAGGCAACCCAAAACCACGUAUAUUUAGGUUGCCAAAUGAAGGUGCUAUAAUAAAUAGGUGUGGCUUCAAUAGUGAAGGAAUCGUUGCGGUUGCCAAACGAUUGGGUGCUCAGCAUGGUAAGAGAAAGUUGGAAACAUCUAGUACUUCAUCUCCAUCAGGAGAUGAAGUCAAGCAUGGAGGGAAAGCUGGUCCUGGUAUUCUUGGUGUUAACCUUGGAAAGAAUAAAACAAGUGAAGACGCUGCAGCAGAUUAUGUGCAAGGAGUCCAUACAUUAUCUCAGUAUGCUGACUACUUGGUAGAUCUCUGAAAUGAAAUGUUUCUU